CUGCCGAUUUGUUGCUUCUGCUGGAUGAAAAGGGCAGACGCGCUGCGCAUUUUUUUUCAAAUCUUUUGAGUGUCAGUUCCCAGAAUGCCCUGCGCCGUGUAACGAAUUUCGGUUCGAGUUUAGAUUUUGGGCGCCAUUUUCGAGUGGAGUAGCUGAGCAGCAAAGGAGGAAGCGACUGUGCGCACUCCCAACUUGAAAACAGCCGUUCGGGAGACGGAAAAGGCUUCAUUCACGCUCGGCUACGACUCGAAAAAUCGGCAAAAAAAUCAAGGAAGCCGCUGUUAAAAGGGGCAAUUGAUUGGAGUGAUUUUUCAGGGCACCAUGCCACCCAAAAAAACCAAGACGUCCACAGCGGUGGCUAGAGAGGCCACAGAAAGCCCCAUGGCUGAGAGGAGCCGGGCUCCCGACGCGGUGCAAGCCGACCCUCCGGCACCUACACAAGAAUCUAAUAAUGAGCUGGUUGAUAGUCGAAGUUUAGAAGAGAUUUUGAGUGGCAUCCCUCCUCCCCCACCUCCUGCAAUGACAAAUGAAGCUGGAGCUCCUCGUCUCAUGAUAACCCAUAUUGUAAACCAAAACUUCAAAUCUUAUGCAGGAGAACGCAUUUUGGGGCCUUUUCAUAAGCGUUUUUCGUGCAUAAUUGGGCCCAAUGGCAGUGGAAAAUCUAAUGUGAUUGAUUCAAUGCUCUUUGUUUUUGGAUAUCGAGCCCAGAAGAUAAGAUCCAAAAAGCUCUCUGUGCUGAUCCACAAUUCAGAUGAGCACAAAGACGUUCAAAGUUGUACAGUAGAAGUUCAUUUUCAAAAGAUCAUAGACAAGGAAGGGGAUGAUUUUGAAGUAAUUCCAAAUAGCAAUUUCUAUGUAUCCAGAACUGCUUAUAAAGAUAAUUCUUCUGUCUACCACAUAAGUGGCAAAAAGGCAACCUUUAAGGAUGUUGGCCUUCUACUCCGAAGUCAUGGAAUUGACUUGGAUCACAAUCGGUUCUUAAUCUUGCAGGGUGAAGUUGAACAGAUUGCAAUGAUGAAACCGAAAGGUCAAACUGAACAUGAUGAAGGCAUGCUGGAAUAUUUAGAGGAUAUCAUUGGUUCAGAGAGAUUAAAGGAGCCCAUUCAAAUACUAUGCCGCAGAGUAGAGCUACUAAAUGAGCAAAGAGGAGAAAAGCUAAAUAGAGUUAAGAUGGUAGAAAAAGAAAAGGAUGCAUUAGAAGGAGAGAAAAAUAAAGCAAUAGAAUUCCUUACUGUAGAGAAUGAAACGUUCAAGAAGAAAAAUCAGCUGUGUCAGUACUACAUACAUGACCUGCAAAAACGAUCACGUGAUAAAGAAGCCCAAAAAGAGAAGAUACAAGAAGAUACAAAGGAUAUUAGUGAAAAAAGCAAUACGCUUUUGGAAACCAUGAAAGAAAAGAACAAGGCACUUAAAGAUGUGGAGAAGCAGCUUAAUAAAAUAACAAAGUUCAUCGAAGAAAACAGAGAGAAAUUUACUCAGUUGGAUUUACAAGAUGUCGAUACCCGUGAAAAACUGAAACACUCAAAAAGCAAAGUUAAAAAACUACAAAAACAGCUUCAAAAAGACAAAGAAAAGGUUGAUGAAUUAAAGAAUGUGCCUGCUAACAGCCAGAAAAUUAUUGCUGAAGAGACAAAUAAGAAAGAUCUGCUGGAAAAGCAGAAGGAGAAAGAGGAAGAGCAGCUUAAAAAUGUUAUGGAUAGUCUGAAGAAGGAAACCCAAGGUUUACAAGAGGAAAAGGAGGUAAAAGAAAAAGAACUGAUGGAGAUUAGCAAAACUGUGAAUGAGGCGCGUUCAAAAAUGGAUGUAGCUCAGUCAGAGCUGGAUAUAUAUUUGAGCCGCCAUAAUAGUGCAUUGUCUCAACUUAAUAAAGCAAAAGAGGCUUUAAACACAGCUUCAGCAACUCUAAAGGAAAGAAGAGCUGCCAUAAAGGAGCUAGAGACCAAGUUACCCAAGGAUGAAGGUGACCUUAAGAAACGAGAAAAAGAGCUUGAAAGCCUAGUUUCUGAAGAAGGAAAUAUCAAGAAUCAAGUUCGGGAGUUAAGGCAGAAAGUAGAAGAAGCAAGGAGUUCAUUGUCUGCAAACCGUAGCAGAGGAAAAGUUCUUGAUGCCUUGAUUCAGCAGAAGAAAUCUGGCAAAAUACCUGGAAUCUUUGGGAGACUGGGUGAUCUUGGUGCUAUUGAUGAGAAGUACGACGUUGCCAUUUCAUCAUCAUGUGGUGCGCUGGAUCAUAUUGUUGUUGACACCAUUGAUACAGCCCAAGAAUGUGUAAAUUUCCUGAAGAAACAAAAUGUUGGAGUGGCUACUUUCAUUGGCUUAGACAAGAUGAAAGUGUGGGAAAAAGGCCUCAAUAAAAUUCAGACACCUGAGAAUAUUCCCCGUUUAUUCGAUAUGGUGAAAGUGAAAGAUGAACAGAUAAAGCCAGCAUUUUAUUUUGCCUUGCGCGAUACCAUAGUUGCAAAUAAUUUGGAUCAAGCAACCAGAGUGGCUUUUCAGAAGGAUAAACGCUGGAGAGUUGUGACCCUGCAAGGACAGAUUAUAGAGCAAUCAGGUACUAUGACUGGUGGUGGUGGAAAAGUGAUGAAAGGUAGAAUGGGGUCGUCUGUUAUGGUUGAAAUUUCAGAUGAUCAGUUACAAAAAAUGGAAAACAAACUGAAGACUGACACUACCAGAGCUACAGAAAUUCAGGAUCGCAAAGCUCACCUGGAAGAGGAAGUAGCCAAACUCCGUCAGGCCACGAGGGAGAUGAAAAAUACUUUUGAGAAGUAUACAGCCAGCCUCCAGAGCCUUUCUGAACAAGAGGUACAUCUGAAAGCUCAGGUAAAGGAGCUGGAAGUUAAUGUUGCUGCAGCUGCACCAGAUAAGAACCAACAAAAACAGAUGGAGAAAAACCUUGAAACUUUGAAAAAAGAAUAUGAAAAAGUUGCAGAGAAAGCUGGGAAAGUGGAAGCUGAAGUGAAAAGGCUGCACAAGCUGAUAGUCGAUAUUAAUAAUCACAAGCUGAAAGCUCAGCAAGACAAAUUAGAUAAAGUCACUAAAGAGAUUGAUGAAUGUGCCUCUGCUAUUACUAAAGCUCAAGUUUCAAUCAAAACAGCAGACAGAAACCUGAAAAAGUCAGAGGAGGCUGUUGCACGCACUGAGAAGGAAAUUGUAGAGAAUGAUAAAUCUAUAGAAGAACUCACUGAAGACUUGAAAAAAUUGGAGGAGAAAGCGACGACAGUAAUGAAUGAGUGCAAAGAAGCUGAGUGCUCCCUUCCAGAGGUUCAGGAGCAACAUCGCAGCUUGCUUCAGGAAAUCAAAGCCAUUCAGGAGAAGGAGCAUGCUCUUCAGAAGGAAGCACUGAACAUCAGACUUAACAUUGAGCAGAUAGACAGUCACAUAGCAGAGCAUCAGUCAAAAAUCAAAUACUGGCAAAAAGAGAUAACGAAAAUAAGUCUCCACAAGAUUGAAGACAUCCCAGAGGAAGUUCUUCCUGGUUUAGCACAAGAGGAAUUGGAAGCAAUCAAAGAUCCUGAUCAAAUAAUAAAUCAGAUUGCACUUUUGGAAGCAAAAAGUCAUGAGAUGAAGCCAAACCUUGGAGCUAUAGCAGAGUAUAAGAAGAAGGAGGAACUUUAUCUCCAGCGAGUGGCUGAACUUGAUGAAAUCACCAAUGAAAGGGACAGUUUUAGACGUGCGUAUGAAGAUCUUCGCAAACAAAGGCUGAAUGAAUUCAUGGCAGGCUUUAAUAUCAUCACAAAUAAGUUGAAAGAAAACUACCAGAUGCUGACACUGGGGGGAGACGCUGAGCUGGAAUUAGUAGACAGUCUGGACCCAUUUUCAGAAGGCAUAAUGUUUAGUGUGAGGCCCCCAAAGAAGAGCUGGAAGAAAAUAUUCAACCUGUCAGGUGGUGAGAAAACACUGAGUUCUUUGGCGUUGGUAUUUGCUCUUCACCAUUACAAACCAACACCACUUUACUUCAUGGAUGAAAUCGACGCAGCUUUGGACUUCAAAAAUGUAUCCAUUGUCGCAUUCUAUAUAUAUGAACAAACCAAAAAUGCCCAGUUCAUAAUUAUAUCUCUAAGAAACAACAUGUUUGAGAUUGCAGACAGACUCAUUGGAAUUUAUAAGACGCACAAUACUACAAAGAGUGUUGCCACAAAUCCAAAGAUAAUUGCGGCAAAGGGACUCGCUGAGAUGCAGUCGGUGGGAUGUGCGUGAGCCUUUACUCAAAGGACUUGCCGUGUCUCAUAAUAGAUGCCAGCAACCUGUCGCCCACCUCCAUCAUCAAAACAUUCCAACUCAUUGUGUUUGGAAAUUCUAUGCUGCUGCUGUUACUCUUUUUCUCUCCUUUCCAUAUUCCUCUUCCUUUUCUCUCCUUUCCAUAUUCCUUUUCCAACCUAAUAUUUUACAGUGUGUGUAUAUAUUUCAGUUUGUAAUUCCACCUUUCAUCAUAUAUGUAUGUUCCAUGUUUCCAUGUUUCCAUGUAAAGAUGCUUUUAUUAUUUGAGAAUUUGAAUAAAAAUGAGUGACUCUUUC
Molecule: messenger RNA, 4511 nt
Organism: Xenopus laevis (African clawed frog)
Lineage: Eukaryota; Metazoa; Chordata; Amphibia; Anura; Pipidae
Gene: smc4.L
Product: structural maintenance of chromosomes 4 L homeolog
Biological process (GO): chromosome organization; mitotic chromosome condensation
Cellular component (GO): nucleus; cytoplasm; condensin complex
Molecular function (GO): ATP hydrolysis activity; ATP binding
Source: RefSeq, marked provisional